Molecule: messenger RNA, 1708 nt
Organism: Micromonas commoda
Lineage: Eukaryota; Viridiplantae; Chlorophyta; Mamiellophyceae; Mamiellales; Mamiellaceae
Exons: 2
Coding region: 468-1583 (371 amino acids)
Molecular function (GO): glutaminyl-peptide cyclotransferase activity
Source: RefSeq, a predicted model, not a curated record
GUAUUCUUACCAGCAUCUUUACCCCUCCACAAGAAAAAUUUGGGCGUGGGUGUUGUAGUCAUUGGGGCUCCGGCAGUGCCGAUGAACUCGCAGAGAGAUUGACGAAGAAACUGGUGUAAAGCUUUGACGUACAAACCGUUGCAGCGCGCGCAUUUGCGAAACGCGAUCGAAACAACACGCUUGGGAGCAUUUGAACGCUCUUUUAGAAGAAAGAAAAACCUGAACGACCAAUCCAGAAGGUUGAUCAUCAAGAUCUACCAGACGACAACGCUUAAGUCUCCAGCUCGCUCUAUCGCGCCGCCAUUUUUCUGUGGAAAUGUGGUCGGGUGGCAGGUAAAGCGACAGUAUUCACGCUGCCGGCAGAGACGGAAGUUCUUUUUUAAAUAACGUUUAGAAGACCAACAGAUCUGGUCGUCAACUUCGAAAACUGAUUCGUGAGCUUCGUGAGCUGUCGUAAAAAGCACUUCAUGUCUAGCAGACAGGACGAUCGCACGACGCAGUGCAAACGGACUACUCGCCGUUUAGUUACAUUAAUCGGCGUACUUGCUGCCGGAAAUUUCUUCUCAUACCUACUGUUUUUUAUUCUUUGGCAACCCUCGCAGUUCGUUGAGGUGCGCGGAACAAGCUCAAGUAUUGGAUUUUUACCAUAUGUGAAAGAUUCUAUGUUAAGCUUGUCGACGAUAGACAGCAACAUUGAGUGGCGGCAGCCAUACUUGCAUGAAGACGUUCUCGCGCGACAAUUGGGGGACUUGGAUAGUGACACGCCCUUUCCCAUAUUUCGUGGUGACCCAGACCUGUACACAUAUGAAGUGUUGCGCAAAUUUCCACAUGAUCCAUCAGCUUUCACUCAAGGCUUGUUAUUUCGACCUCCAGACACUCUGUUCGAAUCGACCGGGGCCUUCGGUGGACCAUCUACGUUGCGUGAAGUGGACCUUGUAACGGGCACCGUGCGCAAACAGGUGGAACUCCCCGGAAUAUAUUUUGCAGAGGGCCUGACAUACCACGACGACAAGUUAUUGCAGAUUUUCUGGCGUAAUAACACGGGAAUCUACUAUGAUCCGAAGACAUUCAAGUCUUUGGGGACUUUUCAAACGCCACUUUCAGAUGGUUGGGGCAUCUCAGUUGUUGAUGACUCACUUGUGGUAAGUGACUCAAGCACAGAGUUACACUUCAUCCAGCCGAGCACAAAAGACGAGGGAACACUCAGGUUGCUACAUUCAAAAACUAUACGUGACGGUAAUACUAAAAUUAGAUUCGCAAACGAGCUCGAGACCGUCAAAGGCGAAAUUUGGGCUAACGUUUUGGAGCGGGAAUGUGUUAUGCGAAUCAACUCCAAAACUGGUGAAGUUGUCGGUUGGAUCAACUUGAGUGGACUCUCCCAUAAUUUAGACCGCGGAACUCUUCGCCCCGGUGUCCUGAACGGCAUAGCGUACGACGCAGAAGGCGACAGAAUCUUUCUCACCGGAAAGAAUUGGGCAAAUCUUUUCCAGGUUCGAAUAAUCAGAGAGAACAGAACUUCACUCGACACUGUGAGGCAUAUUUGCCAUCCAGCGAAUAGCCUGCCGCAAUAUGGAUAUCCGUAGAGGAAGAUCAAUACUUUCGCCCUAAACUUUCAAGCCUUCUUAUGAGCAACAGGCUCCGCAAGAUGAGCUUCCUGACCCAGAUUCUUGGUUCGCGCAGUUUCUCGAAACACAAAGUGUUGAUUGAU